This is a messenger RNA of Zingiber officinale, 3814 nucleotides long. RefSeq lists its product as uncharacterized. Bases 67 to 1185 code for a protein of 372 amino acids. The transcript has 2 exons. Gene Ontology annotation, molecular function: double-stranded DNA binding. NCBI's taxonomy places the organism in Eukaryota, Viridiplantae, Streptophyta, Magnoliopsida, Zingiberales, Zingiberaceae. Gene Ontology annotation, biological process: chloroplast organization; regulation of DNA-templated transcription. The record is from RefSeq and is a predicted model, not a curated record. Gene Ontology annotation, cellular component: chloroplast.
UUGAGCUAGGGUUUCAAUCUGUUCUGUCGUACCCUAGUGACCUAACUUCUACGGCCGUUGACGACGAUGCUCCACUCGACCAUCCGCCGCCAUCCUCUUCUUCCUUUGCCCCAACUCCACCGCAUUUUCUUCGCCACCUCCACCUCCUCCCCCUUGUCAGGCGGCGGCACCUCUUCUCGCGAGCCUCACUUCAUGGUCGAGUAUCUCGUGAACUCGUGCGGACUCUCUGUGGAGGAGGCGUCGAAGGCCUCCAAGCACCUCGCGCAUCUCCGAUCGACGGAGAAUCCCAACGCUGUUCUUGCUUUCUUCAGAUCUCAAGGCAUUGAUGGCGCUAAUCUCCGGAAGAUGAUAUCCUGGAAACCAGCGUGCCUCUGCUACAAUGUGGAAUCAAGCCUCACCCCGAAGUUUCAAUUUUUACGCGACCUGGGGUGGUCAAAAUCCGACCUCGUUGAUGUCAUUAUGAGGAACCCCACCAUCAUAUUCUUCAACAUCCAGCAUACUCUUGUCCCCAGAUUGAAUGUAUGGGAAAACCUCUUUGGAUCCAGGGAGCUGCUCCUCAAGAAUAUUAGGAAGGGGAGUUGGUUUUUGAACACCAGGUGUGAGAAUGUGGUACGUCUUAACCUGAACUUCUUACGGGAUGAGUGUGAUAUUCCUCUCGAAAGGGCAUCAUUUGUCCUCAAAAAGCAACCAACUUUCAUUGUACAAAACCCAAACUCAUUACGGGCUUUGGUAGAUCGAGCGGAGGGAAUGGGAUUUACUAGGAGAUCUCGAAUGUCCCUCUGGAUCCUUGACAUUCUGUUUAAGACCAGCAGAGAAAAACUUGAUGCGCACUCCAAGCUCAUGAGCAACUUUGGGUGGUCGAACUCGGAGUUCUGUACUGCGAUUGGAAAAAAACCUUGCUUUUUAAAUCUUUCCACUGAUAUCUUACGGAUAAAGAUGGAAUUUUUGAUCAAGGACAUUGGGUUCACCCCAUCCAGCAUUGCUGAACAGCCGUCACUUUUAGUAUUCAGUUUGAAGAAGAGGAUGAUUCCUCGAUUUCAGGUGAUGAAGAUAAUAAAAUCAGAAGGGUUGUGGACUUCAAAAGACAAACUACAUACAUUUUUCAUAAUGCAAGACCCAAAAUUUCUGAAGAAGUAUAUUCUUCCUUACAAAGAUAAAUUCCCCAAACUUCUGGAGGUCUUGUGAGCUGUAGCUGAAUGAUAGUCGGAUAAUUGAAACUGCAAAAGAGAACAAGGAGGUUGAAGUAAUCUUGUAGUUUUGGGAAUUAUUUUUGGUUUUAAGGGAUAUAAUUGGUUAUGAGAAAGACGGAAUUCUCCACCGGGUUCUGGGUUUCGGCCGAUCAACGCCCCCACGUCGGCGAGCUACGGGGAUAUGGCAACUGGGCACAGGGACCUUCGCAUGCUCCUUGUCGGCGCGAUCUCACAGGCUAGGAAUUCCGGCGGCGAUGCGAGAUGGAAAAGGCAAGUUCAUAUCCCUAUGGUAGUUUGAGAUCCAUGAGGUAAGGGAGAGUAACUUAAGAGAUGAUGAAAUGCUUACCUGUGAGGUUUGAUUGAUUGUUUGGUCUACGAUUCCAGGUUUCUGUGACGAAUUUGCUUGUCUUGUGUUUUCUUCGGGUUUCCGCAAAGGAUUUGGGGGUCGAUGAUUGGGUUCGGAGUUGGGAAGAAGGGAUGUACUAGCUAAGCAUUGCGAUUUGUUUUUCCCUUUGAGGUUUCUGUCUCCUUCGGGAUUCUUUCAGGUCCGAUUUGAUCUUGUGAUCGCUGGAACUUUGGACAGUUUUGAUUUGUAAGCUGAUUUUCGAGGUUGCGAUGGUUCUUCUAUGUGGUUAGGAAUUUCAGAUCAGGUGUUUCUUGAAUUGUUGAUUCAGCUUCUGUUCUGAGAUUGUGAUGUAUUUUGUGUUGUUGGCAUUUCUGUGAGUAGAUUUUUGUAAAUCUUAGUUCGAUUCUUUUUCCUCUUUGAGAUUGUUCUUGCUUCCUUAUGGUGUUUUGUUUCAGAUCAGUAAUUGAAAUGUUGAUUUUGGCUCUCGGUUCAGAAGUUACGAUGCAUUCGUGUGUUGAUUGUGUUCCAGAUGGUUCUUUGGGGAUUAAGCUUGGAUCGAUGAUGUUCGAUUUUCUAUUGCUUUCGAAGGACUUGGACAGAUUGCAAGUGCAUUUUCUUUAUGUUGUUGGUAUGGAUUCAAGGAGGUAAGGGUUGAAUGUCUUGGAAGAGUCGAAUUGCUUAGUUCCAUGAUGUCCGAAAGUAGGAUUUGGUUGCGAACCGAUUUCCAUUGAUGUUCUGGUUUCUUCUUGUGAAUUAAUUCGGGUUUCUGCACUAGGUUAGGGAUGAAUGGUGGAAAAACGAUUUCUGUUGAUGUUUUUGUUUUCUCCCUAAAGUUUCGUUCAUUUCUUCUAAGGGCUCGAAUGUUGGAAUUGAGAUAUUGUUUUGUUCCCUCUUACCGAUUUGGAAUUCCCCUUGUAUUUUCAAGGGCUGUCGUUGUUUGUUUCAAUUGCUGCUGUGUUUUAUUUCCCAUUUGUUGUUGUGUUUUAUUUGCAAUAGCUACUCUUAUUCUUCAUGGCACCUUCGGAUUUCUGGGACAAUUCAUGAGAGAGAGAAGAGUUCUUGCGGAGUAUUCUUGUUUCCUUGUGGUUACUGAGAAUGGUUGGACAGAUUUUGGUUGUUUUGGUUUCUCCUCGAUGCUUCCGAGUUGCUGAACGGUUUUUCUUUGGGGGAAUUAGAUUACAGGUCAAGAUGAUCUCGUUUCUCUUCGUGGUUUUCCGAAUUUCUCAACAGAUUGUCGUGAUUUCGAUGGUGAUUGAUAACAUUCUUGCUAUUCAUGGUUGUGUUAUGCAAUUCUGAGCAGAUUUUGGGUGAAUUCCACUGUGAUCGAGAUGUUUCUUCUAGUGAUUAUGAAUUUGUGUGGGACAGAAAUUUGGUACAUUCAGCUAUGGUCAUAGUGUUCUCGUUUCUUCUCGCUAAUUCCGAAUAUGAGGGUUCAAUUUCGAUAUUGUUUUGUUUUCCGGAAUAUUUGGGAAUUAGGUGUGGAAUACUGCCUUCUAUAUUUUGCUACGAUGAGUUCUACCCAAUGGCUUUGAGGUUUUGGAAAGGUUUUGAAUUGACUUUUGGGUAUGCAUGUUUCUGUCGUUUUUCCUCCAAGUAGAAAUGUUUAUAGAAUGAAUGAAAUGUGUUAUUGAUAUAGGUAUAAUGUGGAUUGGUUAUAUUUAUAUGUGGCUAAUUGGAUAGAUAUGAGCAUAUGUGAUGACAGUACGGGUUGGAUGACUCGGGAUGAGUUCCGGGGAGGAUCCUUCCAAAUAUGAUUGAUAUUGUAAGUUAUGACCGAAAUUGUAAUUUAUUGUUAGCUUCGGCUAUAUGACUGCAUGUUCUCUAGGAGGUACCUCUAGAGUCAUGGGACUGUUGACUGCUCUAAAAGUGGUUACCGGAUAUGUGACAUACUUACCCUCAUUAGCUAUGUAUGACCUUUUGCAUAUCGUAUUUUUUUCGCUAUACUGUAUUUGAGUUAUGUUUUAUGUCUACUAGUUGCUAUUUCUGCUACUUUAUGGAUGCCAUUUUAUUCAUAUCGGAUUGUGCUUGUUGGGUCCGUAGACUUAUGAUGUCUACGUUACAGGUGAGGAUGUUUCCCAGGAUAUAACGAAAGGCCUACGGACUGAGUAGACGAGGAGGCGGGAUGGACGCGUGACACUGUCCGAGCAUUUUAGGAGUGUAGAAUUUACUUGUCCUAUUGUGAGAGGUUCUUAUGUUUGAGGAUUCAUUGACUCUUUCUAUUAAACUCUUGUUUGAGAAGCUAUCAUUACAUGGAAUAAGCUAGAUCAUUUCGAUAGAA